Messenger RNA from Cuscuta campestris, 771 nucleotides. The record is from the annotation of a GenBank genome assembly. Lineage: Eukaryota; Viridiplantae; Streptophyta; Magnoliopsida; Solanales; Convolvulaceae.
CCCCCGAGGCGGCCCAGAAGAAGAAGAGAAAGGAGACGGCCUCGGCCAAUGAUACUCCCCAGGGGUCCGAAUCCCCGAUGAUGAAGGAUUUCGGCCACCCGAAAUAUGUCAAGGCGGCCUUCCCUGCAGGGGUCUCCUUUCUGGACCGGGACUACGACCCGGAGACCUUUCUGCGCAGCUUGACUCCUCUCACCGAUCGCGCCAAAAUCCAGGACGUCGACCGGGAAACUCUGGCCUCGGAUAUGUUUCACGAGAUGGGCUCGGCAAUGAUGCGCAUGGUCGACAUGAGCCAGCGGCUACGCACUAGCGAGGCUGACCGGAGCAGGGCUUAUGUUGAGAUAGCUGACCUCAACGAGGCGCUAAAGGCGGCCAAGGAGCAAGCUCGCCAGGCCGAGGAGCGGGCCCAGCAGCUCGCGGAGGAGGCUGCUCGCAAGGCGCGCCAGGAGGCUCGCGAUCAGGCCGUUGCCGAGUUCCUAGCAUCGGAUGCGUUUCAGGAGGAAGCCUUCGCUCGCAUGAAUGAUUUGUUCAAGGCAUGGGGGCAGACUCUUGAGGGGAAGGCAUUCGCUCGCUCCGAAGGGACGUCGUGGUACAACCUCGGUUUGUUCCGAGCGCAGCAGGUCCUUUCGGACAGGUUCCUCGCCGGGGAGGACUUCCCCGAGCCAAGCGACAAUCUUGAUGAGCUCGACACUUCCAUCUACUACCCGAAUGGAGGGAACCCAGCCGGCGAGCAGCCGAAUGCUGAGUGAUAUGACGUGAAGCUUUGUUGUAUUU